Exaiptasia diaphana is the source of this 772-nucleotide messenger RNA. RefSeq names its product complement C1q subcomponent subunit C. The record is from RefSeq and is a predicted model, not a curated record. Lineage: Eukaryota; Metazoa; Cnidaria; Anthozoa; Actiniaria; Aiptasiidae. The transcript has 2 exons. Bases 286 to 660 code for a protein of 124 amino acids.
CCGAGGUCAUUACUAGUUUUUGUUUCCUGCUUGGAAUUGGUAUAUAUUACAACAAGACUCGACCUGAAUACUCUGAAUAAACUGCUGAAUUACCACAAAUUGAAUCAAAUCCACAGACUGUCUCUUCGUUCAUUAUGAAAACAGACCACAGUUCGGUUAUUUCUGGUGUAAGUUGGUCUAAGUUUGUUGGUAUCUUUAGUGUGUUUGUCUAGUGUUCUCCAUGUCGAGUACAAGCUGUGCGAACACGUACAAUCUAAGCAUGUUCAAACCAGUCAUGACGCAGCUAUGAUGAACACACUCGAGAAAUAUUUGUCGAAGAAGAGAUUCGUCGAAAGCCAUAAAUCAGGAUUAAGAUUGAGGCAUCGUCGAGACAAUCACAACAACAAUAACUCCUCGUCCGGUGACGAUCUUCUUUUUAAUCAAAUUCAAGAGGUUCGGAUGUUCUUAAGAAACUUUGAAGGUUUACAAAGUUUAAGCGGACCUAGAGGAAAGCAAGGACCUCCAGGAACACCCGGCAAAAGAGGCCCACGUGGCAAACAUGGACCAAGAGGACCACGCGGUAAACAAGGACCCAAAGGACUUUCAGGACUUAAUGGGCCUCCAGGACCUCCUGGACCACCUGGUGCUCCAGGACAACAAGGACCGGUAAUUACGUYAUAGAUCCCGAUGGCCAAUCAGGACAGUCUUCAUUCACCGUGUAUUGUGACAUGACUAAUAAGGGAGGGGUGGGGGGUGACGGUUGUCAGUCAUGAUAGUGAGGCUAGGACUCUUG